Messenger RNA from Pogonomyrmex barbatus (red harvester ant), 1323 nucleotides. RefSeq names its product Brf RNA polymerase III subunit (gene Brf). Gene Ontology annotation, molecular function: TBP-class protein binding; RNA polymerase III general transcription initiation factor activity; RNA polymerase III type 3 promoter sequence-specific DNA binding. Gene Ontology annotation, biological process: transcription preinitiation complex assembly; DNA-templated transcription initiation; transcription by RNA polymerase III. The record is from RefSeq and is a predicted model, not a curated record. Gene Ontology annotation, cellular component: nucleus; transcription preinitiation complex; transcription factor TFIIIB complex. Lineage: Eukaryota; Metazoa; Arthropoda; Insecta; Hymenoptera; Formicidae.
GUGUGGUGUGUGUGUUUGUAUAUGUAUAUAUUUAUAUAGAUAUUCUUUCUUCACAAUAGCUUUAUUAAUUGCUGCGCGAUUGCAUGAAUUUAGCAGAUCAACUGCUGACAUUAUAAAAAUUGUCAAGGUUCACGAAUCUACCCUACGUAAAAGAUUGAUGGAAUUUGGUGAUACACCAUCUAGUGGUUUAACAUUAGAUGAAUUUAUGACGGUAGAUUUAGAAGAAGAACAAGAUCCCCCAGCAUUUAAAGCAGCACGUAAAAAAGAUAGAGAACGUUUACAACGAUUAGAAAAUAUAGAUAUGGAAAUAAAUGAACUGCAAGCAGAAAUUGAUAGACAGCUAGAAGAUUACAGAACAGGAAAAGCAAGGAAACGGAAGGAUGCAUCUUCUAUAGAAAAUGAAGACGCAGAUAGAUUUAUUCGAGAAAGUAAUUUGAGUGUAAUUCAAAAAUAUGUUGAGAACAAUAUGGAUGGUCCCAAUGAUGAAAUCCGAGAUUCUAUAUCAUAUGAAAAUAAUAGUUCACUUGUAACUGGAUUAGGUCCGGAUAUAGCCUCUAUGAUGUCUACAAAUGAUCAUUCAAGUGAAACCAAAGAAAAAGAUAAUUUUGAAAAUUCUUCUGAAGAAAUCUACACGAAUGAUAUUGAUGAUGAAGAAUUAGAUAGUUAUAUUCUUUCGGAAAAAGAAUCACAGUCCAAAUCUGCCCUUUGGAAUAAAGUAAACGCAGAUUAUCUUGUUCAACAAAAGGAAAAAGAAGAAAAACGUUCAAAAGAGAAAGAAGAAGGUAAACCUGAAAAGAAAAGAAGAAGGACGACGUCUAAAAAACACAAAACACCCGCAAAUACUGCAGGCGAAGCAAUCGAAAAAAUGCUACAAGAAAAAAAGAUAUCCUCCAAGAUUAAUUACGAAGUGUUGAAAAAUCUAAACCAACAACAAAACAGUCAAGAGUUACCAAUUACGAAUACACCGGAAUCAGACAUAAUAAGUUUUAAGAAACCGGUAACAGUUAAUUCUACACUAAAGUCUACAGAUGUUUCGCUGACAAGAAAAUGUCGUUCCGUUAAACCAAAUACUCAGCAAUUUAAGGAAAUGGAUAAGACAUCAAGAAAAGAGGAUAAAGAAUUUACAAAAAAAGAGAUCAAUUCAAUAGAAAUAGAUGCUCCUAUAGUAGACACAUCUGAAAUUGUAUAUGAUAAUGACGAUUAUCUUGAUGAAGAAGAAUCUGAUGCUGCGGAAAUAUCACUUGGACAGAUGCUUGAGUCUCGUGCACCGUCUGAGAGUGAAUUUUGUGACGAUAGUUAUGAAUAUGAAUAAAAAUAAUAACU